This is a messenger RNA of Ruditapes philippinarum (Manila clam), 471 nucleotides long. RefSeq lists its product as uncharacterized. Lineage: Eukaryota; Metazoa; Mollusca; Bivalvia; Venerida; Veneridae. The transcript is spliced from 3 exons. The record is from RefSeq and is a predicted model, not a curated record. The coding region runs from base 91 to 471 and encodes 126 amino acids.
AAAACGUACACAGGCAUGUUGAGAUUGCUUAAAUCUUACUUAAUUCAUUAAUAGAUUGAUCGUUGAUUAAUUGAUUAAUUAGUUUUCAAUAUGGUUGAGUGUCUUAGAUCAUGCGUACUGUUUGUUUUAGUUUCAAAUUGGAUCUUUGUGUCGGCAGAUUUCAAAGUGACAAUAGAGAAUGUUGAGUAUGACGGUUACGGACAGUUUCCGAAAGUGAUAGAGUUGUUGCUAAGUUACGAUAACAAGGACAUUUAUUUGAGACUAGACAAGGAUGACGAAACAACUGGUCUUCUAACACAAUCAGUGUUUGAUGCCUCAAGUUUCCUUCCGUCUGACGUGUUCACACAAAGGAAAAGUAAAGAGUUUGCAGCUUAUGAUUCCGGCGAUUCUAAUGUUUUGAUUGUUCAUCGUGAAACUGAAAAUGCACAACCAAAGUUUGUAAGUUAUGAUUUAUGUUUAUCGACAAAAUGA